Molecule: messenger RNA, 2531 nt
Organism: Biomphalaria glabrata
Lineage: Eukaryota; Metazoa; Mollusca; Gastropoda; Planorbidae
Exons: 2
Coding region: 38-469 (143 amino acids)
Cellular component (GO): mitochondrial intermembrane space
Source: RefSeq, a predicted model, not a curated record
GUUAAAUUUAAACGUCUUUGACAAGUAGAUAAUCAUUAUGCCUCUGCAAGAUCCUUGCCAAAAGUUUGCAUGUGAUUUGCAAUCUUGCCUCAGGGUGAAUGAUUACCAAGAAUGGAAGUGUCAACAUGUUAUACAAGCCCUGUACGACUGCUGUUCCAAUUGUGGCAAAGGAAACUCAGUUGUGUGCUCAGGUAUAAACUGCAAUUCUAAUCCUAUUGCUCAGAAUACAUCACUUAGGUAUUCAGAGGGUAAAAUACUUCCCGAUGAGCCAACCUUCUUAGCUAAUACUCCAACCAUUCUUUCCUUGGAAUCCAUGAAGCCUGAAAAUAUCAAUCCUGAAUCAGUUGACGAAUUUGUGGAUAAUAUGCCAACAGUUCUUCAGCCUUCCAUUCAAGCCAUUGAAAUUAGUAAGACAGACACUGACAAAAAAACUAAAAAGUCCAAUAAGUUGAAUGUUAAAAAAUUUUAAACUGAAAACUAAAAAAAAACAAACAACAACAGCAAAACAAUUUCAAUUAUGUUAAACAAAAGUUAAAUUUCAAUCUUUCUAGUGAAUAUAUUUUUUAUUCAAAGCUUCACACGUUUAAAUAGUUCUGUUCUACAUGUUUUGAACGUUCAAAACAUUUGAUUUUGUUAUAAUGUUUAUUUUUUUAACAGUUCUUUUUGAUGUGUGAAAGCUUAGUUCUUCUAUACAAUAGAUACACAGAAUAUUCAGCCAUUGCUAAUAUUUCAUUCUGCAUUUAGCAUUAGCAGAACUUGUAUAUUAACACUUGCUUUGUGGUCAUGUUUUCCACACUUAGAAGAACAUAGACACUUUAUAUUGAAAUGUGUUGUAAAGAUUUUUUCAGGCAUACGUUCACUAGUUAAAGUAGCUACUAUUGUAGAUGCACUAAAACAGAACAUUACUAUCUUUAAUGAGAUUGUUUCAAAAUACUUUAUACUCUAAAUGAAAACAGUGUUAAUAACUAGAUGCAGGGCUAAUUGUUUCAGAAAAGCAAUAGUCCUUUAAAUUCCUUACUAUGGCUCCUCACCUAACCAAAGCAUUGGUUUUGUUUUUCAACAUACUUAGUUUUUUUUAGAAGUAUGACUUUAUUGCCUGUAAUUUACUGUUGUCAUAUUGAAUAUAUAAUCUAGUCCAUCAUUGAAACUUACUAGCAGCUUAAGAGAUUGAUAUUAGUAAUUAAUUUCAGGCUUUGUAUUUUUCAUUUUUUAUCUUUAUAGAUAUGAUGAGAGGCCUUAUUUGUAAAUCUAGAGCAAUAAUUUAUGACAUGAGAAUUGUUAUUACUUCUUAUGUGACACAUGACAGGAGCCAUGAUGAGUUACCUUAAGUAAACCUAGGGCAAGAUAUAUGACAUGAAAAUUGCCACUACUCUUUGAUUUUGUCAAAUGACAGUAGCCAUAAUUGUGACAGAGAGUGUCUUGCAUACCAGUUGUUUAUUUCCAUUCUUUUGAUGAUGUUUUGACUUCCCCAUCUUACAUUCUUAAGAUCAUGACUAGAUUGACCUAGAAACAUGGGUAGACAUAAUCAUCUUCUUUGUUGAAGUAACGUCUUUAUUUCAGAAGAAGAUAAGAAGUUGAAACGUUUUCUGUCUCUCUUCCUCCUAAUGUCCAAGCAUAAGCAUUUAUUAUUUUUGUUUUUAUUUUAAAAAUGUACGUGUUACUAUACUAAUAUCUGUGAUUGCUUAUUAUUUGAUGUUGUACAAGAAGUUGUGGGCAAAUUAAAAAAAAAAAUACUCCCAAUGUAUUAAUUAAAAAUAUUAAUGUAUACAAUUUUUAUUUAUAUUGUGUCUGUUUUAAAGAUGCUUAUGUUUUAAAAUAUGCCUACUGAUAGAGUGACGAGAAUAAAAUAAAUAAUUUUUUUAUACCACAUUUUUUAACUGUCUCCACUGCUUGUAAAAAAAAAAAAGACCUUACGUUUUUGAGGCCUUCUCUAUUUUCUUUGUUUGAUUGUGUAGCACUACCUUGUUUUCUUCUCGUUUGGUACUGUGAUGCUAUGUCAUUUCACUUAUAUUAAGACAGAAUUGGUAGUUCUGUGCUGUGUAAACAGUGACUGCGAUUCAUGCCUUCAUUAGUUUUAGUCCUCCUGUAAUACAGUUGGAAAGGUUCAGGUCUGUUAAAGAAUAAUUGCUUUUGGUUAGAUUAAACCUAAAUGUAUCAAAUGCCCAAGGACCUGGAAGAAUUUUUGACCAAGUGGUUCAGUGUUUGGCUUCUAAACAAAAAGAUCUUGAGCUUGAACAUUAGAAUGUCCAGAAGUUUCAAGCCCAUCCGCAAAUUUCUGAACCUGAUUCAGUUUUCUAAAAAUAAAGACCCAACAUUUUUAAUGUGAAUAUGUAAUAGAUUUUUAAAAAUCUAGACCAUGAUAGCAUUCUACUUAUAUCAACAUCUUUGAGCAGUGAAAGAGAUACAGACUUUUAUUCUUAAAGCAACUAAAUCAAAACUUUAUUACAAAAGUGGCUAACAGUUGUUGAAAGUUUACAUUGUGUUGUGGUAUGUAAAUGAUGACUGUCUAAAUAAAAAAGUUUUUAUCUUGA